Messenger RNA from Penicillium salamii, 663 nucleotides. The record is from the annotation of a GenBank genome assembly. NCBI's taxonomy places the organism in Eukaryota, Fungi, Ascomycota, Eurotiomycetes, Eurotiales, Aspergillaceae.
AUGCCCGACGAAUUCCCGCCUUAUGUCCCGAUGCCCUCACUCGGCCACGAGCUUGGCCUUAUGUUCGGCUUCUUCAGCCUCUGUCUAGCAGUCAUGGCAGCCUACGUUGUCGUCUGGCGAAUCUCCCAAAGCCGUUUCCGCGCCCAAGACCUUGCCCGGCGCAAAGCAAUCCGCAACAACCGCCGGGUAUCUCGAGAUCCACAAUUGGGAACGUCAUCGAUAAUGGGGAAAAGAAACCCAAAUCCCGCUGGGAAUGAGACUCCUGAGAAAAUGUCCAAUUGCUACACCAUCCCCGAAGACCUGGUGGAGCUCCCCAUUCAUGGGAUGGAGUUGCUCAGAAGUGAAAAGGUCCCUGGAACAAUGAUGGGGCCGCUUUCAUCUAAUGCAGUGAGACCUUUGAGUCCACUGGGCUCCAGGGGCGUGAUAGAGUCCGGGUCUGCAGCUGGGGUGGGAAUUGGGCAUUCGCCCAGGGAUCUUGUUAGUCCCGUUGGUGGGGAUGAAGUGGAGUCAAUUAUUGGUCUUGCGCCGUCGCUCCCGCAAGGUCGAAGUCAGAGCCCUCUCCCUGUGCGUGAGAUUUAUCGGUCUGUGAGUCCGGCGAGAAGAGCUGGUGGGCAGAGUGGUGUUGUUGAGAUUGGGCCAACCCUGGAGGGUCGAGUCAGGUAG